UAUAUCUCAUACGUGUAUAAAACACCAGAAUAUUCAUUAAAAUACAAUGAAUUUUCAUACCAUAUGUUUGCUUUUAACACUAGCCAUUGCUUAUAAUGAGGCAAAAGAACAUUAUAAAGUAACCUCGGUCGAAAAGCUCCAGUCUGACCUGGGUGAAGGGCCCCACUGGGAUGAGAAACAGGGUGUUUUAUGGCACACAGAUAUUAACGAGUUUAAAGUGUGCCGGCUCAAUGUUACUAGCGGCGAGUCCGAGUGCACUAAAUUGGAUGAUAUUGCCACCCUGGUACAUCCAUAUCCCAAUGGCGAGGACUUAUUGGUCACCCAGCGUAAUAAGAUGGUCAAACUGAACUGGGCAACUAAAAAAUACACGGUUAUAGGAGAGGUAGCGCCUGAACUGAAGGGUAAGGAGCGUUUCAAUGAUGGAAAGGCUGAUAAGCUUGGU
Molecule: messenger RNA, 442 nt
Organism: Oppiella nova
Lineage: Eukaryota; Metazoa; Arthropoda; Arachnida; Sarcoptiformes; Oppiidae
Source: the annotation of a GenBank genome assembly